GUUUAAAAUAUUUUAAAAAAUAAUGUGUAUUUACCAUUUUUGUCGUGUACCGCGUAACGAGUGGGUGGAUCCAUUUUUCAUAAAGUUGAAGUUUCCAUGUUUUUAUCGGCCGACCAGAUGAAAGUCGCGGACUGUUUGAGGAUUCGAACAAAACCCCAUUACUCCUAAACUACAGGGGAAGGUUUUUAUUGACUCUUCUAUGCAACAUUGUGGCUGAGAAUGAUUCUGUCUAGGGUUUGGACUAGGGAACCAUAUACUUUACUUCUAGUACUCCAUGUGAAACAUAGGCAGUUUUAUAAUAUAUUAUAAAACAAGAAAUCACCAAAAGUUGCAUAAUUGUUCGGAGCUCAGGAUAAGUACAACAGUAGCCAAAACGAUGGCCUGUGAGGAGAAGACUCUGGAAAUGGAUAUGCUCAUCAGCCCACGGGGCAAGGGAAAAGGUGGAUUCCUGGCUUGCAUGUUUGUGUUUGUGUUGGGGACCUUUGAGAAUAUAGGAUUUGUAGCUAACAUGGUGACCAUGGUUCUGUAUUUUAAGAUUGUGAUGCACUUUGAUCUAUCUGCUUCUUCAAAUACUCUCACGAACUUCAUGGGUUCAGUUUGGCUUCUCUCACUCUUGGGAGGCUUCAUUUCAGACACUUUCUUAAACCGACUACAAACGUGUCUGACAUUUGGAACAUUCGAAGUACUGGGUUUAAUAAUGGUUACUAUUCAAGCUUACGAUAAAAGCCUGCAUCCUGAUCCUUGUGGCAAGUCAAGUUGUGUCAAAGGUGGUAAAGCAGCCAUGUUCUACGCCUCCCUUUGUCUAUUAGCAGUUGGUUCUGGUGGAGUUAAGGGGUCUCUUCCAGCACUUGGUGCCGACCAGUUUGAUCGCAAGGACCAGAAAGGAGAGAAGCUUCUUGCAAGCUAUUUUAAUUGGUACUUACUCAGUACAACGAUUGGAUCCAUGGUUGGAGUUACAGUCGUUGUGUGGGUUAGCAUGAACAGAGAUUGGUACUGGGGUUUCCUCAUUGGCACUGUCACUGCUGUUGUUGGAUUCAUCUUUCUUGCCAUUGGGAAUCCCUUCUACUGUUUCCAACCCUUGGGAAGUAGCCCUAUAGUGAAGAUUGCACAAGUUAUAGUGGUUGCAAUUAGAAACAGAAGGUUGUCAAUACCAACUAGUCCAGAUGAACUGUACGAGAUCGAUGAUGAAGAUAGAGAUCCAUCUGAAGAAAAAAUUCCACAUACAAGCCAAUUUAGGUCGCUCGAUAAAGCUGCUAUUCUUCUCGAGGGCAUGACUCCAAAGCCAUGGAAAGCCUGCACAGUUACCCAAGUUGAAGAAGUCAAGAUAUUAACAAGAAUGCUGCCCAUUAUUGGAAGUACAAUCAUAAUGAACACAUGCAUGGCACAGUUGCAAACAUUCUCAGUGCACCAAGGCUACUUCAUGGAUCCCUAUAUUUGCUCAUUCAAGUUCCCAACAUCAUCAAUACCAGUGAUACCACUCUUCUUCAUGUCACUCCUCAUACCCAUCUACGAGUUCCUCGUGGUCCCUUUUGCUCGGAAGAUCACCGGCCAUCCAUCAGGCAUUACGCAGCUUCAACGUGUUGGAGUGGGGCUUGUUCUCUCCAUUAUUUCAAUGGCAGUAGCCGCCAUGGUUGAAGUGAAGAGAAGGAACCAUGCCCACAAAAACCCAUUACAGCCCUUAAGUCUGUUCUGGCUUUCCUUCCAAUAUGGCAUUUUUGGAAUUGCAGACAUGUUCACGAUUGUGGGAUUGCUGGAGUUCUUCUACAAGGAAGCUCCCUCGGGAAUGAGAUCGCUAUCUACUUCCUUCACCUUUUUAUCCCUAUCAUUUGGCUACUUCUUGAGCAGUAUAUUUGUGGACCUCAUUAACUCAAUCACCAAGAAGAUUACUCCAAGUAAACAAGGGUGGCUACAUGGAAACAACUUGAAUGAUAACAACUUGGAUCUUUUUUACUGGUUCCUUGCUAUCCUUAGCACCCUCAACCUUGCAAUCUAUCUUUAUUGUGCUUCAUGGUACAAGUACAAGGAAGACAGUACUGCAGAGUUUGGGAUCAAGUCUAAGACACAGAAUGGAGAUAAAUGAUUCAGGGAAGAAGAAUUUGGUGGCAAUUGCAACACAGAGAACCAGAAUAUAAGCAUUUGAAUUCCUUUGUUUAAUAAUACAAUGGAUUGUGAUCUUUUAA
This is a messenger RNA of Juglans microcarpa x Juglans regia, 2180 nucleotides long. Its product is annotated as protein NRT1/ PTR FAMILY 4.5-like. Gene Ontology annotation, biological process: transmembrane transport. The coding region runs from base 377 to 2080 and encodes 567 amino acids. Gene Ontology annotation, cellular component: membrane. Gene Ontology annotation, molecular function: transmembrane transporter activity. The record is from RefSeq and is a predicted model, not a curated record. The transcript is spliced from 7 exons. Lineage: Eukaryota; Viridiplantae; Streptophyta; Magnoliopsida; Fagales; Juglandaceae.